Messenger RNA from Balaenoptera acutorostrata (minke whale), 6717 nucleotides. It is a transcript of the gene GCC2, whose product is annotated as GRIP and coiled-coil domain containing 2. The transcript has 23 exons. The coding region runs from base 88 to 5136 and encodes 1682 amino acids. The record is from RefSeq and is a predicted model, not a curated record. Gene Ontology annotation, biological process: late endosome to Golgi transport. Gene Ontology annotation, cellular component: Golgi apparatus. NCBI's taxonomy places the organism in Eukaryota, Metazoa, Chordata, Mammalia, Artiodactyla, Balaenopteridae.
GGGCGGGGCCGGCGGAGAAGCGCGACCUUUGACCCGCGGCGGGGCUCCGUGGGAGGCGGCGGGCGGAAGUGCGGGCAGCGGGUGGCCAUGGAGGAGCCUGUUCACGACGGGGUGGCCUCGCCGGCCGCUCCUGGGACCGGGAAAUCCAAGCUGGAAACAUUGCCCAAGGAAGAUCUUAUCAAGUUUGCCAAGAAGCAGAUGAUGCUAAUACAGAAAGCUAAAUCAAGAUGUACAGAAUUGGAGAAAGAAAUUGAAGAAUUGAGAUCAAAACCUGUUGCUGGAGGAACUGAUGAUAUUAUUAAGGCAUUGACCAUACGUCUGGAUGCUAUUCUUUUGGAAAAAGCAGAGACUGAGCAACAGUGUGUUUCUUUGAAGAAGGAAAAUAUUAAAAUGAAGCAAGAGGUUGAGGAUUCUGUAACUAAGUUGGAAGAUGUGCAUAAGGAGUUUGAACAAUCAGAAAGAAACUAUGCAAAAGAAAUGGAAAAUUUGAAAAAUGAAUUAAUGGCAGUACAUUCCAAAUACAGUAACGAUAAAGCUGGUUGGCAAAAGGAACUGGAGGAAGCAGCAAAAAAACAAUUAGAGCUUUCAGAACAAAUCAAAUUUCAGAGUGAUUCUGAAGAUAAUGUUAAAAAACUACAGGAAGAGAUUCAGAAAAUUAAGCCAGCCUUUGAGGAGCAAAUUUUAUGUCUGCAAAAGCAGUUAGAAGCUGCUACAAAUGAAAAGGAGCAAGAAAUUACUCAUCUCCAAGGAGUCAUUGAGGCUAAUUCUCAGCAGUACCAAAAAGAAAUUAAUAGUUUGCAAGAAGAACUUUUACGGUUGAAAUCUACACACCAAGAAGAGGUGAAAGAAUUGAAGUGCCAAAUUGAAGCAUCUGCUAAAGAACACGAAGCAGAAGUAAAUCAUUUAAACCAGCUAAAGGAGAACUUAGUCAAACAGUGUGAGGCAAGUGAGAAGAACCUUCAGGAGAAAUAUGAAUGUGAAUUAGAAAACGCAGACCAGGAAAAUCAAAUGUGUUCUUUGCCCUUACAGGAAGAUAUUCGUGUAGAACAAGCAGUAAAUGAAAAAGUCAAACACUUAGAAGAUACCCUAAAAGAACUGAAGUCUCAACAUAGCAUCUUAAAAGACGAGUUAACUUACAUGAAUAAUCUUAAAUUAAAACUUGAAAUUGAUGCCCAGCAUACAAAGGAUGAGUUUUUUCACGAACGGGAAGAUUUAGAGUUUAAAAUUAAUGAAUUAUUACUAGCUAAAGAAGAGCAGGGGUGUGUAAUUGAAAAAUUAAAAUCUGAGCUAGAAGAUUCAAAUAAACAGUCUUGCUGUACCGUAGAACAACAUAACAAAGAAGUACAGAGUCUUAAGGAACAACAUCAAAAAGAAAUAUCAGAACUAAAUGAGGCAUUUUUGUCAGGUUCAGAAAAAGAAAAAUUAACAUUGAUGUUUGAAAUACAGGGUCUUAAGGAACAGUGUGAAAACCUACAAAAAGAAAAGCAAGAAGCAAUUUUAAAUUAUGAGAGUUUACGAGAGAUUAUGGAAAUUUUACAAACAGAGUUGGGGGAAUCUGCUGGAAAAAUAAGUCAAGAGUUUGAAUCAAUGAAGCAACAGCAAGCAUCUGAUGUUAAUGAACUUCAGCAGAAGCUCAGAACUGCAUUUAAUGAAAAAGAUGCUCUUCUUGAAACUGUGAAUCGUCUCCAGAGAGAAAAUGAAAAGUUAUUAACACAGCAACAAUUUGUACCAGAACUUGAAAAUACCAUAAAGAACCUUCAAGAAAAGAAUGAAGUGUAUUUAGUUAGUCUCAGUCAGAGAGAUACCAUGUUACAAGAAUUUGAAGCAAAGAUAAGUUCUCUUACUGAGGAAAAAGAUGAUCUCAUAAGUAAAAUUAAAAGUUAUCAUGAAGAGGUGGAGACUGUCUAUCACAAAUGUGAAAGGGAAGAAAGGUUGAUUGUAGGACCCAGGGAGAAAGUGGAGCAGACUACCCAGUACAGCAGUGAGCUAGAACAAAAGGUAAACGAUUUAACAGCACGACUAGAAGAAACCUUAGAAGAAAAGGAUCAAAAGGACCAAAAACUGGAAAAGCUUAUGGCUCAGUUGAAAACUCUCACUCAAGACCAGGAAGCAGUGUCAUCUGAAGUGAAGUCUCUUCAUGAGGAAAAUAGUAGACUGAGUUCAGAAAAGAACCAGUUGAGCAGGGAUUUGGAAGCUCUCCUGUCUCAAAAAGAAGGAGAUUUUAUGCUGAAGGAGCAGAUUUCUGAAUUAGAAAAGAAACUUCAGUUAACAGUUGAAGCAAGAGAUAAUUUAAAUAAACUGUUGGAAAAUGAGCAAGUUCAGAAGUUAUUUGUCAAAACUCAGUUGUGUGGUUUUCUUGAACAAAUGGAGUCAAAAGUUUCAGAAAAAAGUGAGGAACAAGAUGUUGUAAAUGUCCUACAAGCUGUAGGUGAAUCCUUAGCUAAAAUAAAUGAAGAAAAACACAACUUGGUCUGCCAGUAUGGUAAAAGGGUAGCAGAGUUAGAAAAAGAGAUUAAGUUCCUCCAAGAAGAGAAUGUGAUUCAAUGUGAGGAACUUAGGUCUUUACUAGGAGACCAUGAGCUAGAGAAAGCUCUCUUAAGGAAAGAAUUAGAAGAAACCGUCUUGGAAAAAGAGGCCCUGCAGUCUGAUCUUCUAGAAAUGAAGAAUGCUAACGAACAAACAAGGCUUGAAAAUCAGAAUCUCCUAAUUCAAGUUGAUGAAUUAUCUCAAAAAUUAUGUAGCAAAAAUGAAAACCAUAAUGAAGAAGAAAAAUAUUUUAUAAAGGAACUUGAAAACCUAAGGCCAUUACUAGAACAAAAAGAAUCAGAAUUGCAAGAUGUGAGAGCAGAGUUGAUAUCAUUAAAGGAUUCCUUAGAGAAAUCACCUUCUGUAGAAAGUGAUCAACCUUCAGUAAAAGAGUUUGAAGAAAAAAUAGCAUAUCUGGAAGAAGAAUGCAAAGACAAAGAGGAGAAAAUAGAGAAAUUAAAACUAGUUGCUGUGAAGGCAAAGAAAGAACUAGGUUCUAGCAGAAAAGAGGCCCAGACGCUACGGGAAGAACUUGAAUCUGUUCGCUCAGAAAGGGAUCAGGUGUCUACUUCCAUGAGAGAUCUCAUUCAAGGAGCAGAAAGCUAUAAGAAUCUUGUAUUGGAAUAUGAUAAGCAGUCAGAGCAGUUGGAUCUGGAGAAAGAACGGGCUAAUAAUUUUGAGCACCAAGUAGAAGACCUUACAAGACAACUAAGGAAUAUGGCUUUUCAGUGUGAAAAAUUAAACUCAGAUAAUGAAGACCUCCUGGCCCGUAUUGGGACACUGCAGUCUAACACCCGGUUAUUAGAAGUGCAGAUUUUGGAAGUCCACAAAGCCAAGGCCAUGGCAGACAAAGAGUUGGAAGCUGAAAAACUUAAGAAAGAGCAGAAAAUAAAGGAGCAUGCCAGUUCUGUAAACGAACUUGAAGAGCUUCAGCUACAACUGCAAAAGGAAAAGAAACAGCUUCAGAAAACCAUGCAAGAAUUAGAGCUGGUUAGAAAGGAUGCCCAACAAACCACAUUGAUGAACAUGGAAAUUGCUGAUUACGAACGUUUGUUGAAAGAACUAAAUCAAAAGUUAGCUAAUAAGAACAGCAAGAUAGAAGAUUUGGAACAAGAAAUAAAAAUCCAAAAACAGAAACAAGAAACCCUGCAGGAAGAAAUGACUUCGCUGCAGGCUUCAGUACAACAGUAUGAGGAAAAAAACACCAAAAUCAAGCAGUUGCUUGUGAAAACCAAAAAAGAACUGGCAGAUUCAAAGCAAGCGGAAACUGAUCACUUAAUACUCCAAGCGUCUUUAAAGGGCGAGCUGGAGGCAAGCCAGCAGCAAGUAGAAAUGUAUAAAAUUCAGCUGGCGGAAAUGACGUCGGAGAAGCACAAAGCUCACCAGCACCUGAAGGCGUCCGCGGACCAGCAGCAGCGCACACUGGGCGCCUACCAGCAGAGGGUGGCGGCCCUGCAGGAGGAGUGCCGCGCUGCCAGGGCAGAACAAGCUGCUGUCACCUCUGAAUUUGAGAGCUACAAAGUCCGAGUUCACAAUGUUCUAAAACAACAGAAAAAUAAGUCUGUGUCUCAGACUGAGACCGACGGAGCCAAACAAGAAAGAGAACAUCUGGAAAUGCUGAUUGACCAACUAAAGAUCAAAUUACAAGACACCCAAAGUAACUUACAGAUCAACGUCUCUGAACUGCAGACCUUGCAGUCUGAACACGACGCCCUGCUAGAAAGGCACAGCAGGGUGCUGCAGGAGACCGUGUCCAAGGAGACCGCGCUCCGAGAGAGGCUGUGCGCCGUGCAGUCGGAGAACUCCGCGAUGAAGUCGGAGCACGCGCAGACCGUGAGUCAGCUCUCGGCCCAGCACGAGGCCCUGCGUGGCAGCUUCCGAGACCAGGUGCUGCAGCUUCAGGAGGAGCACCGGCGGACGGUGGAGACGCUGCAGCAGCAGCUGACCAGGCUGGAGGCCCAGCUCUUCCAGCUCCAGAGCGAGCCGUCCACAAGAAGCCCAGCUUCUUCCCAGCAACCUUUGAGGAGCCUUCGAGAAAGGAGAAGCACAGACCUCCCGCUUCUGGAUGUGCCGGCCACGACCCGGGAGGAGGGGGAGGGGAUGGAGACCACGGACACCGAGUCCGUAUCUUCCGCCGGCAUCCACGCGCAGUCCUUAGAGCAGCUGCUCCGUUCUCCCGAAGCCAGGCUCGAGCCUCCUUCCUGGCAUGCUGAAUUCACCAAAGAAGAAUUGGUUCAAAAGCUCAGUUCCACCACAAAAAGUGCCGACCACUUAAACGGGCUGCUUCGGGAAACAGAAGGCACCAACGCCAUCCUCAUGGAGCAGAUUAAGCUUCUGAAGAGUGAGAUCCGGCGGCUGGAGAGGAACCAGGCGCGAGAGCAGUCGGCCGCCAACCUGGAGUACCUGAAGAACGUGCUGCUGCAGUUCGUCCUCCUGAAGCCGGGGAGCGAGCGGGCGCGGCUGCUGCCCGUCGUGGGCACGAUGCUGCAGCUCAGCCCCGAGGAGAAGGCCAGGCUGGCCGCUGCCGCCCAAGGUGCGCGCGCCUGGGGCGCAGACCAGAGCUUUGAAACUCUGUCCGUUGGACGCGCUCUGCCGUGUGUGUCCCCGUGAGGAGGAAAAUGCUUCCCGUUCCUCCGGCUGGGCGUCCUAUCUGCACAGCUGGUCUGGACUUCGAUAGACCGAAGGGAAAAGCAUUAUUUAUUAACCAAAUAGAAUCCAUUCGGCAAAAAAGGUUCACGUACAUGGCUGUCGUUCUUUUGUCCAGAAGCGUGUGUACGUAAGUCACGUCUCCGUGUGUGUGUCCAUACGUGUGUCUGAUGGGUUUAACUCCAGCAGGUGGAGUGUGGGAGGGGCUGCAGCCCAGGGACCCUGCCCCUCCCGCUGCCGCCAGACCCAGAGGCCACGAGGCCACCCCACUUCCUCCUCCGGACCCUCAGGCCACCUGUGUCGGGGCCGCACUGUUAAUUCUGGAGUUAAACUAGAUUUUGGUCCUGUACCAGCUGGGAUUUAGGCUUUUAAAAUAAUGUUUGAAGACCAUUUAUCACAAGGUCAGACUUGCAGAUAGAUUGUUAUUAGUGACAAAUUAUGAGAGAAAAUUUGUGAGUUAAAGUGUGAAGGAAAAUGCUUUAUCAGUAACGCUGACGUCUUUAUGACAGGAAUGUAAAGUGAAUGUGCUGCCGUUCGUUACGAGACUAAGUUAAAAUGUGAUUCAUUUCGUUAUUUCCUUUCAAAUGAGCUGUCCUUUCUUCUCUGAAGUGUAUUACCUCAAAACCUGUUCUGGGAUCAGAUCAGAAGCCCUGGUCGCCACGUUCCCGUGGGGGGGGGGGCCCUGGGGCCCUGCCCAGGCUCCUGCUGUGCUUCAGCUGCUUCCACGCCAGGAGUCUGGCAGGACCCGGGCCGCGUCCCCAGAUGACCAUUCACCGGGGCGCUGGCUUGCGGCUCCGCGUGCUCCCGCCCCCAGCGGACAGGUCGCUGCGCGCUGCAUGGGGCCCUGGGAGAUCGCACAGCCCCCGAGAGCAGCUCUAGGUGCAGGUCACCUGCCUGGGCGCCUCUGAAUAUUCCAUGGAGCCCAUCAAGCACGUGUCCUUAAAUCAUAAACGUGAGAAUGCUAGUUGCAGAGUUUCUUUGUGAAAAAGUCGCCUCACAGUAUGCUCUGGGAAGCUCUCUCAGCUUCCAGCUCAUACUCCGAUCUUCAGUCUCAGCUGGUGAACUGACUUUGUACUUUGGUGACUGGGAACUUUGGUUUCCAAUUUAAUUUAACUGAAAUUUGCUGCUGACAUGUUGAGUUUGUUCUUUAAACAAAAAUCUCAAUGUCUGUCUUUCCUCCUGUUUUAGAAGAACAGACCUACUAGUGAAUGUAUUAAUGAAAUGCAUCUAUUUCAGAGCUGACUUUAAAAGUUUAAGUUUAGUUUUUUCCUUUAUAAGCUGUGAAUAUGAGUAUGCCAGCAGUAUGCGCUAUAACUGUCACAGUAUUUAAAUAAAUUUCACUGUCUCUGCAAGUCCAGGCCUCUUUGAAAUCUAUAACAACUUGUUUUGAAAUAUAGUCUCUACCUAUGGACAUAAUAACAAAAGUGGCUUUUUGCAAGAUAAAAAAAUUUAUUACUUUGAUUACAAAAGGGGUAUCCUUCCCUGGUUUCAGCAAUGAGAGGAAAUGUCAUGAUUAAUAUUUCUAUUAAACGUGUUGCAUUGUUA